UUCAAAAGAAGCCUAGGUUACUACAUGUCACAAGUGUUCAUACCAAGCAUACUGGACUGGGUUGCUCAAAACCUUGGUUAAGCUUAACCAGUGGUUAAAUCCCUUGUCCACCGGUUAACGUUUAGCCAAUGGUUAAAUUCAGUUGCUCAAAAGUUAGCCAGUGGUUAAGUUGCCUAACCAGUGGUUAAGUUUUGGCCAAAGUUAGCCAUUCUGCAGAGGUGGGUUAAGUCUUUUAACCAGUGGUUAAACAUGGCUGCCCGCUUGCUGUUUGAUGUUAACCUUGGCAGACGACACAAGAAAACAAGAGUUUACAGACAUUUUAAUCACGAUUUCAAUGACAGUGAAUACAAAGAAAGGUAUAGGUUUAGUAAAGAGUCAGUUAAUUUCAUCACUGAUCUACUAGAACCCGAGUUGUGCCGUCCAACAUUGCGCUCAUAUUCCUUGUCAGCUCUCAGUCAGGUCGAGAUGGCUCUACGAUAUUACGCUACAGGUGAUAACAUGAAAACUAUAGGCGAUACACUGGGUUUCCACAAGUCAAGUGUUUCUCGAAGUAUCCAGGAUGUAUCCCAAGCCCUGACCGAUUUGGCCUCACGUUUUAUAAAGUGGCCAUCCACAGAAGGAGAGAAGUCCAACAUCAAGAAGGGCUUUUAUGUCAUUGCCAAAUUUCCUGGUGUGAUUGGUGCUAUCGAUGGUACCCACGUCCGCAUCAUGGGCCCCAGUGAGCAUGAGCCCGUGUAUGUGAACCGGAAAGGCUUCCAUUCAAUAAACACACAGGCCAUAUGUAAUCAUGAAGGCCGAUUUAUCAACAUUGUUGCCAAGUGGCCAGGGUCCAACCAUGAUUCUUUUAUUUUUCGAGAAUCAAAUAUUGGAACAUAUUUCGAAGCGCAUCAUAAAGGGAUUGAUGUGGAUGGACUACUGAUUGGUGACAGUGGAUAUGCAUGCAGCAAAUAUCUGGUGACUCCCUUUCUACGACCCACGACUGAGUCUCAGAUGAAAUACAAUGAUGCACAUACACACACAAGGGCAGUGAUUGAGCGAAGUUUCGGGUGGCUGAAGCGACGAUUUAUGGUCCUUCAUGGAGAAAUUAGGUGUAAACCGGAUCGUGCUGCAAAAAUAAUUGUAGCUUGUGCUGUGCUGCACAACAUUGCUUUAGAGAGGAAAGAUUGUAUGGAUGAUUUGGAGUGUGAACAUUCAGAUGAGCCACAUGUUUCAGAUAAUAUUGUAGUGGAACCAAGAAACAACAAUGUCAGACAGUUCAUUGUUCAAAAUUAUUUUUAAUUAUAGUCAGUAUAAUUGCUACUUUUAACUCCACCCCCAAGUGAGGUAUCCCAUGGGCCUCAUUGCUCACCUGAUUCACCUUCAACCUGUCAUUGUUUACCUGUUGUGAUUUUCAAAAAACUUUUUUUCAUCAAUAUUUAUUCCCAUAACAUUUUUACCCCCAUAUUGUGCCCUUAACCUAGCCCCAGAGGAUCACAACACAACUGAAAAUGAAUUCACAUAACAAAGAGAUCCAGCAACACCAAUAUGACUAACAUAUAUAUAUACAUGUGGAAAUUUUACAGACAAACAGAUGACAGACAACAUGAUCAGAAUAGCUUACUACAGGUGAAUUUUACUGUGUGUCGAGCCACUUAAUAUACUACAUCUCAUUUUCUGUUGGCUUAGAUGGUAAUUCCAUCUGCAGUUUUUUAAUUUCUAAUGCAACUUUUUCUUUCUGCAAUAUAAUAAGUUCUUUCAUUAGCAAGAUCCUCUCCCUAUCCUCUCUCAAUACACUUUUCUGAAGAUCUUGCAGACUUUCCUGACCAAUUUUCCUCUUCUUUGUUUUACCUAAAAAAAUCAAUGUACAUCAAUCCAAUAGUAUACUUAGAUGUUCAUUAAUUGUUUAUAUUUGAAAUAUGUUUUCGAGUUUCCAAAUUUCGUUUUUGUUAAAUAUACUUAUUACAUUAUGUAGUUUUUUUAUUAUUGUAUAAUUCAAAUUUGUUUUCACUUAAUUCUUUGCAGUGAGACAAUUUGAUUUGCAAUUUUUCACUAUAAAAUAAUUUUGGGAUACAGUGAACCAUUUUUGUAAGUAGUGUUAGACUUGCACUAUUGAUGUCUUUAACAUUAGACAUUGCUUUAUAUACAAUACCUGUUUCAUUAUUCUUUGAGCUGAUCAAGGUCCCAGAACUUGAUAAUGUAACAUCAUAUGUUACAGAUGUCCCUAAAAUAAAAUUCAAUUUUAAAUACUGAAUUAUUUGACAGUUAUAACCUUUGCUUUGCAAUACAUGCACACUUGAGAGCGCCCUUAGUAACCUCUCCCAAUUGCCCCAGUGCUAUAAAUCUUUAACCUCCAUUCUUACAGAAAAGUAAAUAUAGAUCUGGUAUUAUGCACUACAUUCAUGUAUUAAGUAUUAUGUAUGUCAUAUGAUCUUACAUAUUUAUCAUUGUUAAACUUACCUUCCAAGGAGUUGAAGAAUUGUCUCUGUACUACCUUGGCCUAUGAAUUUCAAAUAUUGCUAAUUACUAUAUAAAUAUUGUUAAUUUGUAAUUAUGUUUAAUAAUUUUAUAUAUAUAUAUAUAUAUAUAUAUAUAUAUAUAUAUAUAUAUAUAUAUAGAUGUACAAUGUUUUUAUUAUAUUUAUAUCACCAUUGGUCUUGUUAAAAUGUUAUAUGCUAAAAUAAACUUGUUGUAAACAU
Molecule: messenger RNA, 2675 nt
Organism: Ostrea edulis (European flat oyster)
Lineage: Eukaryota; Metazoa; Mollusca; Bivalvia; Ostreida; Ostreidae
Product: putative nuclease HARBI1
Exons: 4
Coding region: 250-1278 (342 amino acids)
Source: RefSeq, a predicted model, not a curated record